Molecule: messenger RNA, 1919 nt
Organism: Hymenoscyphus albidus
Lineage: Eukaryota; Fungi; Ascomycota; Leotiomycetes; Helotiales; Helotiaceae
Source: the annotation of a GenBank genome assembly
UCCAGAUACCACCUCCACCUGCACCUGCUUCCACUACAUACUCUUUCUUAUAAGAGCAUCGCCCCUGCCCCCUUUGCUCACGAUGGCCUCUCAAGCUCCUGCCACACCUGGCACACCCUCCUUCAGUCAUUGCAAAGUCGUCCUCGCUGGAUCCAUUGCAAAAUCCAUUCUGGCAGAUGUCGGAGAGGGAUUGGCCAAGCUACCAAUCAAGCCCAAAUUGGUCGGAUUUCUAGCUAACGAGGAUCCGGCGGCGCAAAUGUACGCGGACUGGACUGGAAAGACUUGCCGAGAGAAGUAAGUCACUUGAUUUCUGUUUCUUCUUCCCGCAAUGGAAUGGCAGUUGGAGUUGCAAUCUGCUAUUGCAAACGGUAUUUGAGACUGCGGGGAAGCUUUGACCGCGGCGCGUGGGCCAUCCACCUCAAAAACACUUCAACGUUACAUCAACAGACGCGCGAUCGAGGCGGAGAAACCAGAAUACCAGAAUGGCCAUGAGUGGGAGGUUGUUGGGUUUCUUUCUCAAAAGUUACGGAAUCUCCUACGAACUGCAAACGCCGUCCCUACGCCCUUAGCCGAAGCUCGAAGACCUUCCACAACGGCGACAGAUAUGGGAUGGAUACACAAAACGUUGAGAGAUGCAGAUAUUCUGAGGGUUCCGAAGAGUAGAGUAUGUUGGGAUGUCUCACGACUGGCUAUUUCGGCACUUCGCUGCCUCUUCUGUCAAUCAGACUAGCUGAGGUUGGACAGCACCUCGUCAACGAGCCAGGCAAGAAGGACAAGAUAAGCUCGAUGAAACCAUACAUUAUGGAUGGAGAGUGGUCUCGAAGACCAGUUCGUACAAUCUUCAACGAAUUGGUUGUUGAAGACCCUAGUUUUCAAAAUCUUUCAAUCCUUUCAGAGCUAAAUCCCGCAUUUCAAGUCGAACGCCAAGUCUUUGAGUAUUGAGCGGUGAAUCCAGAACUGACUUGAUAUCUCACAGUGGAUUUGAUUUCGACCUCCGUGUUAUCACAAAAGAAGAUAUCGAGGCAGCAAUUGUAGAAGCCAACAAUGACGACUCUGUCCACGGAAUCAUGGUGUAUUACCCUAUCUUCUCUAUCACCUCUCGCCAAGAUGCCUACAUCAAAGAACUUGUGGAUUCCUCAAAGGACGUCGAGGGUCUCACUCAUAAAUACGUGUUCAACUUAUACCAGAACAACCGUUUCCUUGAUCCACCUACCAACCAAUUGAAAUCAACCCUUCCUUGCACACCACUGGCAAUCCUCAAAAUCCUCGAAUACCUGCGGGUAUACAACUCCAUCCUCCCAUACGGCAACAGACUCUUUGGAAAGGGAAUCACAGUCAUUAACCGAAGUGAGGUUGUUGGUCGUCCUCUCGCCGCUCUGUUGGCCAAUGAUGGCGCAAAAGUUUACAGUGUUGACCUCGAUGGUAUCCAACUGUUCACUCGUGGAAAGGGAAUCAGAAAGAAGCACCAUGAAGUCCAAGAUCUCCCAGCCGAUUUUGAACUUAAAGACGCACUCGCCAAAUCCGACGUUGUCAUCUCCGGUGUCCCGAGCGACAAAUACAAAGUCGACGCAUCACUUAUCCGUGGUGGUGCUGUCUGCAUCAACUUCAGCAGUGAGAAGAACUUUGAUGGUCCUGCAGUCAAGGAGAAGGCUAGUAUCUACGUUCCCGCCAUUGGAAAGGUUACCAUUGCUGUUCUCCUCCGCAAUCUUCUACGCUUGGUUCAAAAUCAGAAUGCCUUGAAGGCUGCGGCUGUGACUGCUGCAACAGCUACUCCAGCUGCUACCACUGCUCCAGCAGGGGAAGCUUGAAAUGGUCUAAGGAGGAUCGAUGAUGAAAGAAGCGUUUAUCUAAGAAGCAUAAAUUGGUGCUGUGACCGCUUGGAUGAUAGACGGAAGAAAGAAAAAACACCCCAACCCACC